GAAAACGACAUCCCUUCAUAUUUCUAACCCUAAACGGAGUUCGAGGUCUCUUUCUCUCUCUCUCGAUCGAGCCCGGCGGAGAUCUGGUGAUUUCUAGGGUUUUUGAGGGGAAUCGAUUUGGGGUUUGAUUCUAGGGUUUUGAUGGUGGGGGAAGGGCGAAGAUGAUGGAUGCGAGGUAGGAAGAGCUGAGGUUGAGUGGAAGAUGUUAAGGAGGUGUCGGGCGGGAUGCCGAGUUUCCUCAACUCGUUGCCUGCGGCUCGUGCUAUUGUUUCAGAAGGAAACCAUAUGCAUCCUUCAAGAACUUCUGAUUUUGGGGCAUUGGAGCAGAACAUUGGACUUUGCAUAGAGGAAACAACUAUUCUAAGUCGAGAUCCUGUGAUUGAUCCAAAGCCAAGUAGUCAGGCUGUUGUUACUGAUCUUCAGUUCAGUGCUUACGCUAAUACACACCCCUCCUCCGACAUUGCUUCUCUCGCUGCUAGAAUUGGGCCUUUAAAACUUCCACAAAGCGGGCAACAACCGCAUCCUGCAUCAGUGUCCAGUUCUCACUUUGAGAACUGGGGUGAGUCUACAAUGGCAGAUGCCAGCCCUAGGACUGAUACCUCCACAGAUGUGGAUCAUGAUGACAAAAAUCCAAGGGUGCAACCUAUUGCUGUGGUGCCAUCCGAUUCAAGUGACAGAUCAAAGGAUAAAAUAGGGGACCAGAAAACACUUCGUCGUCUAGCUCAAAACCGUGAAGCUGCCAGGAAAAGUCGAUUGAGAAAAAAGGCAUAUGUCCAACAACUCGAGAGUAGUAGGCUGAAGCUUACUCAACUAGAGCAGGAACUCCAAAAAGCUCGCCAGCAGGGUAUAUUUAUUUCUAGCACAGGAGAUCAGUCACAUGCUGUGGGUGGAAAUGGAGCCUUGACGUUUGACAUGGAAUAUGCAAGGUGGUUGGAUGAUCAUAAUCGGCAAAUAAGUGAACUGAGGAAUGCGGUUAACUCUCAUGCAAGUGAUACAGAUCUUCGUGCUAUUGUGGAUGGUAUUAUGUCACAUUAUGAUGACAUCUUUAAGCUGAAGAAUGCUGCUGCCAAGGCAGAUGUCUUUCAUUUGUUGUCUGGCAUGUGGAAGACGCCUGCAGAAAGGUGCUUCAUGUGGCUUGGAGGCUUCAGGUCAUCUGAGCUUCUUAAGCUGCUUGCAAGUCAUCUUGAGCCUCUCACUGAACAGCAGCUAAUGGGGAUAUGCAACCUUCAGGAGUCCUCGCAACAAGCAGAGGAUGCUCUGUCACAAGGAAUGGAAGCAUUGCAACAAUCCUUGGCAGAAACUUUGGCGGGGUCUCUGGGGCCCUCAGGAUCUUCAGGGAAUGUUGCUAAUUACAUGGGCCAGAUGGCAAUGGCAAUGGGAAAGCUUGGUACUCUAGAAAAUUUCCUUCGCCAGGCUGACAACCUACGGCAGCAGACCCUCCAACAAAUGCAAAGAAUCUUAACUACUCGUCAAGCUGCCCGUGCACUUCUUGCCAUAAAUGACUACUUCUCGAGGCUUCGUGCUUUGAGCUCUCUUUGGCUUGCAAGACCAAGGGACUAAUGCAACAACCUAAGGAUCUGACUCAGAUUAUCAAAUAUCCCUCCAUCCAUGGUCUGAAGAUCAUCUGCUGAUCCAAAGCCAAUUUGUGUGGUUCUGUAGAUGCAAUCCAGACCAUCAGAGAAUUUGGCUUGCUCAUAUGAUUGGUCUGUUUCUUUCUUGUACACUUAUAUAUAUAUAUAUAUAGUUUGGGGGAGAUGUCCAUAUCCAUGUACCAUCAUCAGUUAGUGUAAAAUUUGAUGUGUGUAUCUUUGUUACUCUGCAUGAUUGCUGAAGACAAAUAAUUGUUGAAGCAUUUAUGGUUUGUUCGCUGUAGGUCUUUGAUCGAGUAUGUAGAAAAUUGACAUUGUAUUUUGUAAGGUGAAUAUUGAUCUGCAUAGAAGUUGUCUGUAACUUUA
Messenger RNA from Dioscorea cayenensis subsp. rotundata (Guinea yam), 1955 nucleotides. RefSeq names its product transcription factor TGA2.2-like. Gene Ontology annotation, biological process: DNA-templated transcription; regulation of DNA-templated transcription. Gene Ontology annotation, molecular function: sequence-specific DNA binding; DNA-binding transcription factor activity. The record is from RefSeq and is a predicted model, not a curated record. The transcript has 12 exons. Lineage: Eukaryota; Viridiplantae; Streptophyta; Magnoliopsida; Dioscoreales; Dioscoreaceae. The coding region runs from base 226 to 1560 and encodes 444 amino acids.